AUGAAGAUCAUCGUGCCGCUUCUCUCAUCGUCGAUUCUGAUCGGACCGGUCGCUGGCAUCAUUGGUGGCAAUGAGCUUAUGAAGGCAAGAACGUAUGUGGCUGGUAUCCGUACCACAGUGGAUCCCAAGUCUGAGGACAACUUCAGCCAUUGUGGUGGUGUUCUGAUCACUUCUACUCACGUGCUGACGACGGCGUCAUGCGCUGAAGCAGCACCUGCAAACUUUGUGUCUGUUGGCGCCUACUUCGUUAAUGGUGGCGAAGACGGCGAGGAGAUCAAGGUCAGAAGCGUCACGAAACACCCACAGUUCAACCGCAACACUCUAUCGAACGACUUUGCCGUGCUGACGCUCGAGAAGAAGUGCAGCAAGAAGCCCGUACAGCUUCCAGCACCAGGUGGCGCCGACAUCAGGUCUGGAAUGUGGGUCACAGCGAUGGGAUGGGGUCUCACUUCCGCUUCUGCUGAUGCCAUGUCGUCUGAGAAGUUGAAGGAACUGCACCAGCAAAUCAUUCCCAACGACGUUUGCCGCAAGGCUCUGAAGUCGACGACUAUCGGCAUGUCUCAUGUGUGUGCUGGUGGCCAGCGGGGACAAUCUCCUUGUGUGGGCGACAUGGGAGGUCCGGUGAUUAGGGGGGACGCGUCGGUAGACGGCAAUGACGUGCUCAUUGGUUUGAUUGCCGGUAGCGAUGGAUGCGGUGUUAAGCAAGGGAUUCCUGCUAUCUACGCGCGUGUGUCGUCAGUUCUUCCGUGGAUUAACUCUGUCGUGAAGAACUCCAAGUAA
Messenger RNA from Peronospora matthiolae, 780 nucleotides. NCBI's taxonomy places the organism in Eukaryota, Oomycota, Peronosporomycetes, Peronosporales, Peronosporaceae. The record is from the annotation of a GenBank genome assembly.